Molecule: messenger RNA, 3572 nt
Organism: Enhydra lutris kenyoni (northern sea otter)
Lineage: Eukaryota; Metazoa; Chordata; Mammalia; Carnivora; Mustelidae
Product: transmembrane protein 80
Exons: 4
Coding region: 2423-2779 (118 amino acids)
Biological process (GO): non-motile cilium assembly
Cellular component (GO): ciliary transition zone
Source: RefSeq, a predicted model, not a curated record
GCCGGGGGCCCCGGGGCGGGACGCUACGGUCUCGGGACAGCGCAGCGCCCGUGGGCCCGUGGCUUGGGCUGGGGGCCCGGGCGGGCGGGGGCGGAGGUCAUCUCAGGAAGCGGGGGUUGGUCGGGUCUGGUUCUUUCUGGUGAUGGAAAGACGGACCGGACUGAGGCGGCUCCAGCGGUUGCGGUUCGGCCGUCUUGAGUGUCUCGGCGAGGUGCAGCCCCGGCCCUUCGGGCGCCUCUUGCCCUCCUGUGGCCGGCGCCCCGCUCGGCGCAGACACCCGGCUGUGCACGGCCCUGGGGGUUGCGGGGGUCGUCCCCCGCCGCCGGCCCUGGGGGAGACCAGUCUCCCGCCGUGGACCCCGCCGGCUGGGGCAGCUGCUUGCUCCAGAGAGGGAGGGGGCACCGUGGGCCUUAAGGCCGGGCAAGAGUUUGUCAGCGCCGGGGGGGGGGGGCACCCUGUCGCAGUCGCCAGCAGCUUUGUGUCCAGGACAGAGUGCUGGGCAACGUGGCAAGCCCCUGUUGGAAAGCUGGGCACGGCUGUCCCCCACGUCGGCGGUGGGAGCUCACAAGCCGGUGGGCAUUGCUCCUGCCGGUGCAGGUUCUGCUCGCGCCACCAGGGUCCCCGCGGGCACUGUGUCCCUUGCAGCACCCAGCUGUCCGCACGCGGGACAGCUCUUGUGUGCACACCUGUGCCCUGAGAAGAACGUGCGGGAGUGGAAGGCGGCUGUGUUAGUGGGGCCUCCGGGUUCGUCUGGGUGGGCACCCACUCUGGACACAAAGCCGCCUUUCCCAGCCUCUGCCCUGCCCCGAAAUUUCUGGCUGGAGGGCGGAGAGGAGGGCGGAGCCGAGGUGCCUGUGGUCUGGGCUUUACGCAGAGCCCCAGCCCCAGCCCGCUCGGCUCCAGACCGCCAGGCCUGUGUGGAAGUUCACUGGCAAUGAGGUGCGUCUGCUCUUGGGGAAAGGAAGUCACACGGGGUCUCUGCAGCGGCCUCUGUCACCGCAGGGGCAGCGUUUGCUCCCUUCACUUCCACGGGAACUUGCACCUGUUGGCGGUCUCUUGUUACAGUAACUCACUGACAAAACGCGGCAAAAGCGGGCGCUGUCCUUAGGCCGAGCUCCUGUAGGUCUGAAACCCGUAGACCAGCCAGUCUGAUUGUAGCCACCUUUAAUGUCGAUUAUUUAAACCCCGGGUCGUGUAAGGCUUUUAUGCCACGUUUUUCCCCUGAGCCCCCGCGGUUCCGGUCUGUGACCAUGGCUGGCAGGUAGAUUUGAAGCGUCUGAGGCCAGCCUUCAAGAGAAGAAUCAAAAGGGAGGAAAACCCCAGUUAAUGCGAAACCCACCCAAAUAACGGCAAGUAUGGAGGCAGCCGCAUUUCGCUAGGGCCUGGAGAAGAACAGAUUGGGUGUCAGGAGCUCACUGCCUGUAACGCAAUCCAGGUGUGUAGAGGCUCCCGCCCGGCUUCCGGCUCCCCGCACGUGCUGCCUCCUGCGCGCUGAGCUCGGAGUCUCGGGGGCGGGUUCCCCUGCUGACCCGUAGAAGGCCUCUGCCCAUGCGAGACUCCAGAAGGCCGGAAUCUGCUUUGAUGUCCCCCACAAACACUCACCAAGGCUGAGCGUCUCUCCCUGCCCUCUUGGGGGUUAAGGGAAAGUGGAACUGGAGAGAAGACCAGACAGAUUGGUCCCAUCACUGUCCUACUUGCUGCUUGGCGGUGUGGCUCAAGUCUCCUUCUAUAGGGUCUGUUGCCCAAAUUCUAAGUUAUCACUGAUGUUACUACAUGUCACAAAUGUGCCACUAGUGUGAGCCUCUUGAGACAGGAAGUCUGCCCCAAGAGACAUUCAAGCAGAGGCUUAGCCAAAGAUGCUUGCGACUCAGCAGCUCUGGUUCUGAAGACCAUUUCGCGGGGAGAGAGGCCGUCGUUGUCGUAAGAGGAGGGGAAACGCGCACCUGCUGUGGGGUGGGAGAAGGUCUGAGACGCACUUGAAAGAAAUUGGAUUGCUGCUGUAGGAAAUUACUAUUUGGGUGAGAUUUGGGACAAUAUAUAAAAUUCUAGGGGAAAGAAAGUAUCAUCAAUUACCCCUCUAAAAAAAGAUUUGUAUCCUGAAUUAGAGAAGCUUCUCCUCUAAUUCCAUCCCCGUGGUAAAUGUGCAGAAGCAGAGGGGUGAGCAAAGCUGUGUCUGCUGGUGCCCAUGCCUUUUCCUUCCCUGGCAGUGCAGCAGAAUUCUGCCUUUCCUCGCUGGAGGCGCCGCUGAGGUCCUGAGCUCUCUCCCAGCCUCAGGUUCUGAGAAGCAGAGGGCAGACCCUCCUCGGAGGCACAGAUGCAGGGGUGACAACAAGGGACCUAGCUACGGGCCCAGAUAAAGGUGGCUUCUUUCUGUAAAUACAGGAGAAAAGAAUGAAGCCGGGAUCCUCCAUCAGUGCCGGAAAUGGCCCAGGUGGGCACCGGGUUGGACCUGCGGCCUCACGUACUGAUACGCUUUCUUUUUCCAGGGAGGGCUUCCUCUGCGGUGCUCUCGUCCGUCUCUCUGCAGCUGCUGCUCUACCUGAGUGGGGCCUACUGUGCCCUGUAUUUCCUAGCUACGCUCCUGAUGAUGAUGUAUAAAAGUCAGGUUUUCAGUUAUCCUCAUCCUUACUUGGUCCUCGACCUGACUCUGCUGCUUCUGAUGGGGAUCUUGGAAGUGACUCGGCUGUAUCUUGGCACCAAGGGCAACCUGACGGAGGCUGAGGUGUCGCUGGCCAUCAGCCUGGUACUUACCGCAGGCGGCGCCCUGCUGUCCACCUAAUUCCUGCUCUGGCAGACGCUGGUGCUGUGGGCAGACGCAUCCUCGGCACCACACUCCUGGUACUGCAUGGCCUGGAGGCCGUCCUGCAGCUGGUGGCCACUGCUGCCUUCGUCAGCUAGGCAGGCGGUGCCUGGCAUCCCCCACCCUGGGUGGGACACCCCUGGACAGAAGCCACGUCCUGGGUGCUCGGCGAUGCCUGGUGGCUCCCUCAGCUGCGCCAACCUGCUUGAUCACCAAGGGGAGUGGGUGAGGACGGUGCACGUUUGCACACAAUUGCUGGGAUUCCGUGCUUUCCACACUGGUCCCCCUGGAGCUACAGGGUGGUGUGGGGAGCCCAGGACCGUGGCCCACAGCAGGCCAAGCCCUGGACGAGGGUACACCAGCAUUGCAACAGAAAGAAAAAUGCCUGGGAGCCAGCAAGCUCUGGUGUUUGGGGGCAUUUUUGCAGUGGCGGCCCCUUCCCUCUGGGGCUUCUGCAGGGAUGUGGUCUAAAGCCCCGGCACAGGGGAGGGAGGCAGGGAACGGGUGAGUGACAGAGAACAGCCUGCCACUGCCCUGGGCAGGGGUUUCGGGGCUCCAGUCCAGGACUGAGUCAGAGAAACGUCAGGAGUGCACACUGUGCUGGAUGUGUCCGCAGACCAGAGGGCUCCUGGAAGGACUGUGAGUUCAGGUUCCCCAGUGACUUGCCUUCGUUUGCAUUGCGCCCUGUCCGCGUUCGGAAUAACUGUUUGAACAUCGAGACGUUUCCUCUUGGCCAUGUUGUCGAGUAAAGGAACGUGUGUAGCUGCCUGCA